Messenger RNA from Salvia miltiorrhiza (redroot sage), 2217 nucleotides. RefSeq lists its product as uncharacterized. The record is from RefSeq and is a predicted model, not a curated record. Bases 1 to 2217 code for a protein of 738 amino acids. The transcript is spliced from 3 exons. NCBI's taxonomy places the organism in Eukaryota, Viridiplantae, Streptophyta, Magnoliopsida, Lamiales, Lamiaceae.
AUGAGUGCUCCGAACGACGCUCACGACCCGAAGAACGCCUCAGACCAGUUGGGUUCAACCCAAUCGGAACUACUAGCCCAGGUGGAGAUGAACGCGAAGCUCAAUGCUUUGAUAGACCAGAUGGCCCAGGAAAAAGAGAGUAGGCUGAUGUUGGAGAAGCAAAACCUAGAGUUGCUAGCCCGACUGAACACUCUCACCCAGAUCCAAACUCCUCCGCCAAUUCGAACACACCAUCUGGACCGGUUCCGAGUCCCCGUCAAUUCCAUGGUGGACAUCGAGGACAUCCCUCUCAACCCUCACGGAAUUGAGAUCAUCCCAGAUGAUCCAUCAUCUUCGGUAAGAAACACUGGAUCUGAGGUAAUUCAUCCUAACACGGGUGUUACUCUUGUGACUGCAGGUGAAACACAAGUCCUAGGUCAGACACCUGGGGUACCUAAGACAACUGGAACAUCCGGGACGGCCGGGAUGACCGGGACAGCCGGGACAACCAUAAUGGGAACCCUAACCCAGAUCAACUCAAUGUCAGGAGAGGUGGGUCGAUCUCUUCCUACAGGUCAGACCGACACUACCCAGGUGCAAAUAGUACCACCAGGGCAACUGGAAGGAGAUCACUUGCGCAACACCCUGACGGGUCAGCCGGACGGAAUCUCAAGGCAAACGAUUACAGAUGGUCAAGAUAACAAUGCGUCCGAUCAACCAUUCCGUAUCAACUCAAGCAAACAAGGCACGACCAGUACCCAUCCGAACAUGGACCCGGCCCUGGCCAUAAGAUUGGCCGAAAUGAAGGCAUUGAUCCAGCGAAUUCCUGGUGUCCCGGCACCUAUCCAUAAGAGCUCGGAGAACUGCUAUGCCGACUCCCCCUUUGUGGAUGAGAUUGCCUUGGUGGAGAUGCCCAUCAAGUUUAGCUUCCCGAGCAUGCAAAUGUUCGACGGCACGACGGAUCCGACCGACCAUAUCGCUCAGUACAAGCAAAGGAUGUUCACUGCCGCGAUUCCUCAUGAAUUGAGUUUUGCUCAACUAACAGAUAUAUUUGUGCAGCAAUACGCUAGUAGCAGGAAACUUAAAAAGAUAUCGGAGGAUCUUUAUGCUGUGGUGCAACAGCAUGGCGAGUCUCUCCAGGACUACAUCAGCCGAUUCAACAAAGAGAAGGUGUCCAUCACCAAUUGCAACACCCAAACGGCGGUCACCGCCUUCCGAAAGGGUCUUCUGCCCGACUCAGACCUCUACAAAGAUCUCACCAAAUACCCUUGUAGAACAAUGGAGGACGUCCUUUUCAAGGCAUGGGCACAAAUCAAGUGGGAAGAAGAUCAAUACAGUCACCACCGAUCUUCACCAAGCAGAAACAAUAGAAGAGACUCCAGGGUGGAUAGGAGGACGAGCGAUAGGCGGUCUGAACCUUACCCACCUCCACGACAAGAGUACAGAAGGAGAGAGUAUGACCAACCUUACGAAAAGCGACCACGAGAAAGAGCCAAGAUACCAGAAUACAACUUAUCUAUCUCGCCGACCGAGGCGGUCUCAGCUCUCAGGAAUCUAGGCAACAAGGUCAAAUGGCCGGAAAAGAUGAGGGCACCAGCCGACCAGAUAGAUAGAUCCAAGUGGUGCGAGUUCCAUGCCGACCAUGGACAUCGAACAGAGGACUGCAUCGCCCUCAGAUUGGAAGUGGCCCACCUACUAAAUCAAGGCCACCUCACCGAUUACCUAACCGAAAAGGGCAAGCUUACCCUACAACAAGGAAGGGAAAGACAAGAGAAACACAGAGACGACAGCCCACCAGACCCGCCACACCAUGAGAGAACUGUGAACGUGAUAUCCGGAGGCUCCAAACGCGUGCUAAUAGACAAUGGUAGCUCUGCCAAUAUCUUGUUUUGCAGUGCAUACAGGGAGAUGGGUUUGGACGAGUCCAAACUAAUCAAGAAAGCGGCCGUACUCGUUGGCUUCAGUGGCGAGAGUACGACUACUGUAGGGAAGAUCGAUCUUCCCGUCUACGCAGAUGGAGUCAAUCUUUCCACUAGGUUCCUCGUGGUAGACGCCCCGUCAGCAUACAACGUUAUCCUGGGCCGUCCAUGGAUCCACGAAAUGGAAGCAGUACCAUCCACCUAUCAUCAAGUCAUACGAUUCCCAACCAAGUGGGGAGUUAAGGAGAUCAAGGGAGAGCAGAAGGACUCCAGGGCGUGCUACCAAACCACUAUGAAAGCGAAAAGCCCGUCUUUAUAG